Molecule: messenger RNA, 1559 nt
Organism: Pistacia vera
Lineage: Eukaryota; Viridiplantae; Streptophyta; Magnoliopsida; Sapindales; Anacardiaceae
Product: GDSL esterase/lipase At4g01130
Exons: 5
Coding region: 315-1487 (390 amino acids)
Molecular function (GO): hydrolase activity, acting on ester bonds
Source: RefSeq, a predicted model, not a curated record
AGAAAAGUGCAUAUCAGCAAGUCCAUCACUUCAUCACCAAUUCGUCCCCAUAUAACGUAUCGUCAUUGGUCAUUCUUUUGAAGUUUCUGCAUAAUCUUUCCUAAAAUUUGCUACACUUUCUAUCCAUUCUCCUUCUACUGUCACUACCCACGUGUUAGUUAACUGGACUCGUUUGCCAUAUGAUUUGAUCACCAUCUGGAACCAUUCGUUUUAAUCUUCUAUAUAAGAGAAGUCCCGGUCAGUCUAGGAUACUUUCACAGAAACACUAAACUUGUCUCUGCGUUGUCCAUAUAUCUAGUUUAAAGGGAAAAAAAAUGGCUCUCCAAUUACCCAAAAUCAUAGUUAUGCUGAGAAAGGUCUUCGUCAUUUGGAUGGUGAUGAUGGCGAUGUGCGGUUGUUUGAGUGACUCAAAAUGUGAAUAUGAGGCAAUCUUCAACUUUGGAGACUCAAAUACCGACACUGGUGGGUUUUGGGCAGCAUUCCCUCCUCAGCGUCUUCCUUUUGGCAUGACCUACUUCAAGAGACCCGCUGGUCGCGCUUCAGAUGGGAGGAAUAUUGUUGAUUUCUUGGCUAAAGCUCUUGGAUUUCCAUACAUAGACCCAUAUUUACAAUCAAUGGGAUCAGAUUUCAGACAUGGUGCCAAUUAUGCUACGGCGGCCUCAACAGUUCUAUUGCCUAACACUUCCUUGUUUGUUAGUGGGCUCAGCCCAUUUUCUCUGGCUAUCCAACUCAACCAAAUGAAAAAUUUCAAGACUAGAGUGGAGGAAUUUCACGCCUCUGGUAAAACAGGCUCAACGAGGCUGCCUUCACCGGAUGUCUUUGGAAAAUCUAUAUAUAAUUUCUUCAUCGGUCAAAAUGAUUUUACAUCCCAAUUAGCAGCUAUUGGUGUAAGUGGUGUGAAGAAGUUUCUUCCUGAUGUGAUUAACACAAUUGCUUGGACAAUCAAGGAGAUAUAUGCAUUUGGUGGACGCACAUUUUUUGUAUUGAAUCUUGCACCAAUUGGUUGUUAUCCUGCAUUUUUGGUGGAGCUUCCACACAACAGUACAGAUAUCGACGUGUAUGGUUGCUUGGUUUCUUACAACAGAGCUGUGGUGGAUUAUAAUAACAUGUUGAAGGAGACGCUAGACCAAAUGAGGAAAGAUCUACCAAAAGCCAACCUCAUUUAUGUUGACCUCCAUUCCAUAUUCCUAGACCUCUUUCGACACCCAACAGCUCAUGGACUUACUUAUGGUCCCAAGGCUUGUUGUGGGCUUGGAGGCGGUGCCUAUAAUUUUGAUGCUGGUGUUUUUUGUGGAAAUAGCAAGGUGAUUAAUGGAAAGAAUGUAACAGCCACAGCCUGUACUGACCCAUUCAAUUAUGUAAGCUGGGAUGGAAUACACGCCACUGAAGCUGCAAACUUAAUUAUGACAAAGGCCAUUCUCAAUGGCUCGCUCUUUGAUCCUCCUUUUCCCCUUAACAAGCUCUGUGAUCUACGUCCUAUAGCUUGAUCCCCUGUAUUUUUAAGGAUGUAAUUACCUAGCAAUAAUCAAUAAUAAAAUGUUUCUUAUUUUUUAGCAUUA